CCUCCAUCCACACAAACAACCAUACGGCCCCGCCAACACGCGCCGCAGCAAUCGCACGACCCAACUUCGCCUAGUAUUCAAAGACUACGUCUUCACACCUGUGCGCCUUUGACAGACCGCAGUAGUCAUGGGUCUCUCGCCUGCUGUGCGGCUUCUCGCAGGAUUGUCGCUUGUGGUCUCUGCCACAGCGGCCGCUUCCCAGCUUAACAUCGUUCCUCUCCCAGCAAAGUACGCGACGGGCGACGCGGUUGUGUGCCUUACUCACGACUUUGAGGUCAAGUUCGACAAUGAUCCACCCCAGGACUUGAUCAGUGCCGCAUCGCGCAUGGUUAAACGUCUGAGAUGCAUCCAACACACCUACCUCUCGCCCUCACGCGGCGCCGAGUUCCUGGCCAAUGGAGGCUGUAAUGGGUACAUUGAUUCUUUACACCUUAGCGUCAGCAACCCGGGGACCGUCUUCGCCCAUGCCACAAAGCCGAUCGGGCAGCGAAACGAGACUUACGAGCUGUCUGUACCAACGAGCGGAAAGGCAACGGGCAAAGCCGAGACUGCACUUGGCGCAUUCCGCGCCCUCACAACCUUCGAGAACCUCUGGUUUACGACGCAGCUGGACCCGGGCAUGUCACUUCAGGUACCCCUCGACUGUCCAGCUCGGAUUAUUUUCGCUCCCUUUGCGCCUUACAACAUCAAUGACGCGCCUGCUUUCCGUUGGCGUGCCGUACUUCUCGAUACGUCUCGGCACUUCUUCCCGUUGCCCUCCCUUCGCGCGAUGCUCGACGCGAUGGCGGCGGUAAAGCUCAACGUGUUUCACUGGCACGUCACGGACUCGAACUCGUGGCCGCUGGAUCUCUCGGCGCUGCCGGAGCUGGUGAGGGGCGCUUAUUCCUCCCAGCAGAUUUACAGCGAGGACGACGUGCGAGAGCUGGUCACGUACGCUGGCGAGCGCGGCAUCGACGUGGUUUUAGAAAUCGAUACUCCCGGACACACAGCAAGUAUCGGGGAGUCACACCCCGAUUUCAUUGCAUGCCUCAAUGCGCCUUGGAAAGACAACGCCAACCAGCCACCGGCCGGACAGCUGCGUUUCGCGGACGACGCUGUGGUAGACUACACGACGGCCAUCUUUACGGCAGCAGCAGAGCUUUUGUCGAGCGCGUACUUCGGGACGGGGGGAGAUGAGCUGAACCUGCGCUGUAUGCGUGACGAUGGUCCGACGCAGGCGACGCUGAAAGAGAAGGGCUGGACACUAGAGGACGCCCUGUUGCAGUUCACAAAUCGUACACACGCGGUCCUGCUGAAGAAGGGGCUCACGCCCAUUGUGUGGCAGGAAAUGGUCUUGGACCACGGCGACCUGAAACUCAGUGUUGAUACCGUGGUUGAAGUGUGGCUGAGCAGCGCUCACACGCGUGCUGUAUUGGACAAGGGUUUCCGCGUCGUCCAUGCCGCCUCAGACUUCUUCUACCUCGACUGCGGUCACGGGGGGUGGCUCCCUCCGGGCGGUAACAGCUGGUGCGACCCAUUCAAGCCGUGGACAAAGAUGCUUUCAUUCGACCCGUACGCCAACGUUGCCGACUAUCAACGCCACUUGGUGCUGGGCGGCCAGGUCUCGCUGUGGGCCGAGCAGACGGACGACGCCAACCUCGAGAGCGUGAUGUGGCCCCGCGCCGCCGCUUCCGCGGAGCUCUGGUGGUCCGGUGGACCCGGUGACACCAUUAACGCUCUCCCAAGAAUGCACGACAUGAGAUACCGCCUGCUUGGCCGCGGCGUGCGCGCCGCCCCUCUCCAGCCCGAGUGGUGUGCCCUCCGUGCUGGCGCGUGUGUGCUGUGACGGACCUGGCGGGGUGCGGAGAUAAGGACGCGGUGCCUAGGUAAACCCUGCGCCGUUCAGCGCGUCUAGGCUUUCCUACCCUGGCAAUCCGCUCGAUGUAUGCAUGCUUAAGUCAGAAGAUAAAACUUGGACGUACCGCCGUG
Molecule: messenger RNA, 1968 nt
Organism: Cutaneotrichosporon oleaginosum
Lineage: Eukaryota; Fungi; Basidiomycota; Tremellomycetes; Trichosporonales; Trichosporonaceae
Biological process (GO): carbohydrate metabolic process; glycosaminoglycan metabolic process
Cellular component (GO): membrane
Molecular function (GO): beta-N-acetylhexosaminidase activity
Source: RefSeq, a predicted model, not a curated record